Molecule: messenger RNA, 1198 nt
Organism: Oryza sativa Japonica Group (Japanese rice)
Lineage: Eukaryota; Viridiplantae; Streptophyta; Magnoliopsida; Poales; Poaceae
Source: RefSeq, a predicted model, not a curated record
AUGCCCAAAAAAAAUGGUUUCACAUUAAAUUACUACUCCCUUCGUAUUUUAAUGUAUGACGCCAUUGAUUUUUUUAUCAACGUUUGACCAUUCAUUUUAUUCAAAAAAGUUAUGUAAUUAUCAUUUAUUUUAUUAUCACUUGAUUUAUCAUCAAAUAUUCUUUAAGUAUGGCAUAAAUAUUUUUAUAUUUGCACAAAAAAUUUGAAUAAGACGAAUGGUCAAACGUUGUUCGAAAUGUCAACGGCGUUAUACAUUAAAAUACGGAGGGAAUAUGUUUUAAACACGUUGAAUAUAAUCACCGCAGCAACACGCGGAGUGCUGGCUAGUUAUAUGUGAGAUGGGUGGAUUAGAAAUUAAUGAUAUAAUAUAUAUUUACAAUUAAUUGAUGUAUGAGUAGACUAUUAUGUAGUAUGCUAUAUAUGAUAUUUUAAUUUUUAAAGCUAGUAGUUGACUAUAUUAUUACUUGUUCUUAUUGAUGUGUUUGUGUUAGCAUUUUAAGUUGGAAUCCCGAGCAGGGGUUGUAGGUGUGUGUGAACUAGCAUGCCAAUGGGCCAAGCAUGCCUUGGCCCAGGCUUCGGCCUAUGUCGUGGAGGACUCCUUUGCCAGCGACACGGAAGUUUCUGAUACCCAAGUCGUCGUGGACAUCCAAGCGGUGGCUGUGACCGAGCUCGACCUCUAUGGGUUGAUGGAGAGCAAGCUCCAAGACGUUGCUGUUGAUGUGGCCGGGAGCGAGGUCGAUGCCGUCGUUACCGUACGUGAGGAAGCUAUGGCCGUGGCUGAGAUGGAGUUCCAUGGCGCUGCAGUUGAUGUGACCGAGAGUGAGGUCCGCAUCGUCCUGGCCGUACGUGAUGAAGCGAUGGCGAUGGUUGUGGCUGUGCCCAAAAUGGAGCCCAAUGGUGCCGCAGUUGCUGUCACCGAGAGUGAGUUGGAUGCUGCCAUGGCUGUGGCCGAGAUGGAGCUCGAUGGUGCCACAGUUACUGUCGCCGAGAGCGAGCUUGAUGCCGCCGUGGAUGUGGUCGAGAUGGAACUCGAUGGUGCCGCAGUUACUGUACUUGAGAGCAAGCUUGAUUCCGUUGUGGCUGCAUACGAGGUAGUCGUGGACGUGGACGCGUUUAUUGAGCAAUCUCGAGCAUAUUUUCUACACAAUAUGCUUGAAAAAUGCUGUCAUUCUGAAAACAGAUGCAAUCGAUAUAAAUAG